AUGCCCGCAGACGCGUCAGAUAUGUCUGCCGCUACAAAGGAAACCCUCGCUCGCGUGCAGCGCAUGAUUCCACCGAUGCUGGAUCACUUCCACAAGGGACAGCUCGGCCGCGUCGGCGUCCUGGGAGGCAGCGAAGACUAUACCGGCGCGCCGUAUUUCUCGGCCAUGGCCAGCGCUCGCUUAGGAUGCGAUAUGUCUCACGUCAUUUGCACACCGGCCGCCGCCGCCGUCAUCAAGACCUACUCGCCCAACCUCAUGGUUCAUCCGUUGAUGCGCCAGUCGCCCGCCGCAUCCGCAGACACGCGCUCCUCGACUGACACUAGCAAGAAGAACGCCGAGACUGACCCGGAACGUAUUGCUUCAAGCGUGGCCGACAUAUUGCCUCGACUCCACGUGCUCGUCAUCGGACCAGGCCUCGGCCGCGAUCCGCUGAUGCAGGCAACAGUGGCACGAGUUGUGCGUGCCGCGCGCGAGCGGGACAUUCCUAUCAUCCUGGAUGCUGACGCGCUUCUGGUCGUGCAAAAGGAUCCUAGCCUCGUGCGUGGUUAUGCGAAGGCAGUGCUGACGCCCAACGUAGUCGAGUUCUCACGGCUGUGUAAAGCACUCGGUGUCGAUGAGGACAAAGUCACGUCUGAAGGCGGCGAGACUGGCAAGGUGGAGGCUCUGGCCAGGGGACUUGAUGGCGUGACCAUCAUCCAGAAGGGAGCCAAUGAUUAUAUCUCGAACGGCAAGACAACGCUUGUCGUUGAUCUCCAAGGUGGCAAGAAGCGCAGCGGCGGACAAGGCGAUACACUAACGGGGGCUAUCGCUACGUUCCUGGGGUGGAGGCACGCAUAUCUUGAAGGCCUCUGGGAUCGAGGCGAUGCUACACUAGCUGAGGACGAGCUAGUCGGACUUGCAGCAUUUGGAGGAAGUGCAAUCACCAGAGAAUGCUCGCGACGAGCCUUUGCAAAGAAGGGACGGAGCCUACAGGCGAGCGAUCUUACUGACGAAGUCCACAACGCUUUUAUGUACCUGUUUGGUGACGUCGAUGUUGACGCGGAGACCUCCAAGCCAUGA
Molecule: messenger RNA, 1059 nt
Organism: Verticillium nonalfalfae
Lineage: Eukaryota; Fungi; Ascomycota; Sordariomycetes; Glomerellales; Plectosphaerellaceae
Exons: 4
Coding region: 1-1059 (352 amino acids)
Biological process (GO): metabolite repair
Molecular function (GO): ATP-dependent NAD(P)H-hydrate dehydratase activity
Source: RefSeq, a predicted model, not a curated record